UCUUCUUGAUUUGGUGUUCACUCUAUACACAUAUGAAUAUGUGAGUUAUAAUCUGAAAGUAUAUUCUUAACUUCUUUAUAUUUUAGGGAUUUACGAAGGAGAUUUAUUUGGAGAAGGAACGUUGGCAGGGGUACAUUAAGGAUUAUGAUGGGGGGAUCCUUAUGGAAUGCAAAAUUGAUCCAAAGCUUCCGUAUACUAAUUUAUCAACCAUGAUACGCCGUCAGAGACAGUAUUUGUUGAUGCUAGGCAAUUGAUGAAAAGAUACGAGAACUUUCAAAUUGUCAUAUUAUCUACCAAGGAAUGGAUUUUCAGAAGAAGGAAGCAGGUAUCCCCAGGAAAGCCUUUAAGGUUGAGGACAUAGCUGGUUUAAGAGAGGCUGGGUGGACCAGUGAUCAAUAUGGUUAUUCGCGAUUUAAAGCAAUGAACUUGUCUGAUCAGAAGUUAUUGGCAACAUUCAUGCGCUCACUUGUAAAGGCUAUGCAAGAUCAUCCUGAUGCCUGGCCAUUCAAGGAUCCAGUCGAUGCACGGGAAGUCCCUGAUUAUUACGAUAUCAUCAAAGAUCCGAUGGAUUUGAAAAUGUUGUCGAAGCGGGUAGAGUCAGAGCUAUACUAUGUCACACUUGACAUGUUCGUUGCGGAUGUCAGGAGGAUGUUCACCAAUGCUCGCACCUACAAUUCCCCAGAAACCAUUUAUUAUAAAUGUGCAACCAGGCUGGAAUCACAUUUCUCUAACAAAGUCCAAGCUGGCCUCCAGUCUGGUGUUAAAAUUCAAUAGCAAGGUACUCUAAGAGCAGGGAGACUAUAAGUUGACAUACUUAUUGAUUAAAGUUGCGCGGACUAUGACUUUACUGAUGUUAUGAUAAUGUUUGGGUUUUAUUUAUCACCAGCUGUAAGCCUGUAAUGUAGAAAGGUCAGCAUGAAGUUUACUCUGUAUAUUUUGUACUCUUAAGUCUAAAUAAACACGAUUAUAUUACAACUCUGAUUGGGUAUGGAUGGUUCCAAAUGCAGCUAUGUAUUCGAACGUUAUGUUUAUUCAAAGGGAUGUUCACGUUUCCUUCUACUUUUAUCUUUU
Molecule: messenger RNA, 1071 nt
Organism: Cuscuta epithymum
Lineage: Eukaryota; Viridiplantae; Streptophyta; Magnoliopsida; Solanales; Convolvulaceae
Source: the annotation of a GenBank genome assembly